Molecule: messenger RNA, 819 nt
Organism: Verticillium nonalfalfae
Lineage: Eukaryota; Fungi; Ascomycota; Sordariomycetes; Glomerellales; Plectosphaerellaceae
Exons: 2
Coding region: 1-819 (272 amino acids)
Biological process (GO): RNA processing
Source: RefSeq, a predicted model, not a curated record
AUGGCGAAAGAGCGGAACUUCAAUCCAGUCCAGGCCCAGCGCAAGGCCGACAAGGCCAAGGCCAUCAAGAAAGGAAAGUCAGAGGUCCAGAACCGUCGGAACGAAAAACUUGCGCGCCGCAACCCCGAUCGCAUCCAGAAACAGAUUGAUGAUCUCAAAGCCAUCACCACCAAUGGCGCCAAACUAUCUCGCCACGAGGAGCAGGUCCUCGAAGGCCUCGAAAAGGAACUUUGCGCAGUGAAGAAGGCGCGAGAAGCCAUGGGAGACGCUGCUCCCUCUUUCGGUCGAGGUUUUUCAGGACGCGAUCACACAGGUCCGGGAGGCGGCGUUCUGGGCAAGAGGCGGCGUGGCACGGAAGCUGCUUCAAGUGACGAGGACGACGACGAUGUGCCAGAGGACGUCAAGCGUAUCCCUAUGCCGCGAGACACGCCGCCUCCGAUUCCCAAGGAUGUCAUGGAUGCCUGGUGGGCGCGGCGACGUGCGCGGCGGCAAGCAGAUCGACAGGAGGACGAAGGGGCAGAUUCACAACCACGGAAAGCAGGAAGACAAACAGCGCAAAACGAAGCCCCUGCCGUGGAAGCAAGAACCGUGUACGAAGCGAAACCGGUUGUUCGCAAUCUCCAGAAGGAGGCCGUCUCGGCCUUCGUGCCCAGUGUUGUCAGAGCAAAACUGGACAAGAGCAAAGGGCGCGGUGGGCUGAUGGAGCCAGAAGAAGCCAGCCAGCUGGAGAAAGAGGGCUACUUAAGACCUCGAAUAGAGCAGGGUGACUCUGCAUCGCACAAAGCAACUGUAGAAGAAGCAGCGGAUGAUGAGGGCUGA